Aspergillus chevalieri is the source of this 1320-nucleotide messenger RNA. Its product is annotated as aspartate aminotransferase family protein. Gene Ontology annotation, cellular component: mitochondrion. Gene Ontology annotation, molecular function: transaminase activity; pyridoxal phosphate binding. The transcript has a single exon. The record is from RefSeq and is a predicted model, not a curated record. Bases 1 to 1320 code for a protein of 439 amino acids. Lineage: Eukaryota; Fungi; Ascomycota; Eurotiomycetes; Eurotiales; Aspergillaceae.
AUGGCCUCAUCAGACGCUACUACAUUCUUCUCCAGAGCAGAUAAAUACCUAAUGAGCACUGGUGUUCCCUACUCCCCUGUGAUAAUCACCAAGGCCAAAGGAACCCGCCUCUACGAUGCCAACAAUCGCCAAAUCCUCGACUUUACAUCGGGCCAAAUGAGCUCUCUCCUAGGCCAUUCCCAUCCCGAAAUCGUCGAAAUCAUCCAGAAGCAUGCUGCAGAGCUCGACCAUCUGCUCAGCAACAUGAUAACGCACCCUGUCGUGGACCUAGCGGAACGACUCGCUCGCUUCCUUCCGGCACCGCUUGAAAAAUCUUUCUUCCUCAACACGGGGUCUGAGUCUAUAGAAGCAGCUAUCAAGAUGGCUAAAUGCUAUACCGGUAAUUUUGAGAUCGUUGCAUUUGCAGCCAGUUACCAUGGCCUAACACAAGGCGCCGGGUCUGCGACCUACUCCGCCGGUCGAAGAAAAGGUGGGCCCGCCAUGCCAGGCCAGCUCGCCUUCCCAGCACCUUAUGCGUACCGCUCUCCAUUCCGGAAGUCAGACGGCUCUUACGACUGGGAAACAGAGCUAGAAUUUGGCUGGUCGAUGAUUGACAGACAAAGCGUGGGGUCACUGGCUGCAUUUAUCAUGGAGCCUAUUCUCUCCACUGGCGGUGUCCUGGACUUCCCAGCGGGAUAUCUGCAGCGCAUGAGCCUUGAAUGCAAGAAGCGCGAUAUGCUUCUUAUCAUGGACGAAGCGCAAACCGGGGUCGGUCGUACGGGACGCUUGUUCGCGUUUGAGCACGAUGACGUUGUCCCGGAUAUUCUUGCCCUCUCUAAGACCCUGGGAUGUGGUCUUCCGCUUGCUUGUGUCAGUACUACCACAGAGAUCGAACGUGGUUGCAAGGAGGCUGGGUUUCUAUGGCUCACGACGCAUCUCAACGAUCCCUUGACCGCGGCGGUGGGAAACAAAGUCCUCGAAAUCGUGGAGCGGGAUCAUAUCUGCGAACGCGCUAUAGAUCGCGGGGACCAGUUACGUCGUGGUCUCUUGAAGCUUCAGGAGAAGUACUGGUGUAUUGGCGACGUGCGUGGUCGGGGUCUGUUGCAAGGUAUCGAGAUCAUCUCUGAUCCCCAGACCAAGGCUCCCGGACCAGAGCUUGGACAGGCGGUUUCAGAACAGGCGAUGGCAAGGGGACUGUCCUGUAAUAUUGUCAAUUUGCCUGGUAUGGGUGGUGUUUUUCGUCUGGCGCCGCCAGUUACUGUUUCUGCGGAGGAGAUUGAGGAGGGCCUGAGGAUACUAGAUGAAGCUUUUGUACAUGUUCUUAGUGAAACGACUGCCUAG